CCAACCCAACCAUGAGGUGUUUCAUCACACUUGUGCUGUUCAUGUGCGCCAACUGGCGUCUGACAGAAGGAACUGCAUACGCCUCAGAACUCAAGACCGAGACCAAGAUGUUUGGACCCAGAGGCAAGGCCCGUGUGAUAGACAUGCCAUACUGUGAGUGGGAGGGCAUCAAGAUGAUGAUCGGCAGUGGGUGGAGGACGGUCGGGUGUGAGGAGUGCUCCUGUAGUGAUGAAGGACUUUUCUGUGCAGGCCCUGGCCUGUACACCAUCCCUGACCACUGCCUGAUGUUGGUGAAUGAGAAUUGUGAGACAGAGAUGGUCGACGCAAACGACCCGCUCUCCCCAUGCAUCUUCCCUGGACCAGACGACAAGCAGUAAGCUGCAGUACCAGCAACAGUCACUAGGGUUCUCCGGGAUCCUAAAUAUAGUGCCCCCUUUUCUCAAAAAUGCAGGCCAGUAUUUUAUCCUGAUUGUGUAAAAGUUACUAAAACACAAAAAAUUGCCUGCCAGGGGCCAAUACUGUAUUUGAUGACCUUCAGAGUCUUGUGCAAGACAACUACCUGUUUGUCAAGGUUUGCAUUUGUAGAUUUCAUUGUAUUAUUAACUGAGCAAGAUCAUUCUGUAGAUAGCUUCAUGAUAUAAAAAAUAUUCAAGUUGAUAAUUUUUAAAUUCCAUAUGUACUAUCUGUAUAUGUCAAUAAAGUGCCAUGUUAAAACCACUUA
This is a messenger RNA of Branchiostoma belcheri (Belcher's lancelet), 721 nucleotides long. RefSeq lists its product as uncharacterized. Lineage: Eukaryota; Metazoa; Chordata; Leptocardii; Amphioxiformes; Branchiostomatidae. The record is from RefSeq and is a predicted model, not a curated record. The coding region runs from base 12 to 377 and encodes 121 amino acids. The transcript is spliced from 4 exons.